Messenger RNA from Alternaria incomplexa, 984 nucleotides. RefSeq lists its product as uncharacterized. The coding region runs from base 1 to 984 and encodes 327 amino acids. Gene Ontology annotation, cellular component: EMC complex. The transcript has 2 exons. Gene Ontology annotation, molecular function: protein binding. Gene Ontology annotation, biological process: protein folding in endoplasmic reticulum. NCBI's taxonomy places the organism in Eukaryota, Fungi, Ascomycota, Dothideomycetes, Pleosporales, Pleosporaceae. The record is from RefSeq and is a predicted model, not a curated record.
AUGACACAAGCCAACCUCCUCUCUCCACCCGCGCAAAUACCACCGCCCACCGCCCUCGCCCUGUCCCAAAAAGCCCCCCUCGUCCUCUCCACAACACCAACGUCGACGCUCCCGUGGCCCCUCUCGCUGCUCUUCUCCCGCGAGACACCCGAAACAUGGACCAUCCACGAGAACCUCUUCCUGUCGACACUCCGCACCGGCGACGAGAAUGCCGCCCUGUCAAUUCUGCAGCGCCUCGAGGCCCGAUUCGGCGACCACAACGAGCGCAUCAUCACAUUGCGCGGCAUCUACAACGAAGCAACGGCCCGGUCAGACGCCGAGCUGGAGAAAGUGUUCGAGGCGUAUGAGAAGAUACUCCGCGACGACCCCACCAACAUGAGCAUCCGGAAGCGGAGGGUUGCCGUGCUCAAGGCGCUGGGCAGGACCGCCGAUGCCAUCACCGCCGUGGCCGUGCUCCUGAAGAACAGCCCCACCGACUCCGAGGCAUGGGCGGAGGCGAGCGAGCUGUAUGCGAGCCAGGCAGCGUGGGGACAGGCGAUAUACUGCGCAGAGGAGGUUCUGCUCAUCACGCCGAAUGCAUGGAGUGCUCACGCACACAUUGCGACCCUACACUACCUCUCCACAGCCUCCAACAACCCACCCAGCCUCAGCUCCCUCGCCCUCUCACUAAAGCACUUCUGCCGCUCCGUCGAGCUCAACGACGCCUACCUCCGCGGCUACUACGGCCUCAAGCUCCUCACCACAAAGCUCAAUGCCAUACUCUCCGACUCCGACUCAGCAGCCAAGCGCAACACACAAGAAGACGAUGACGUCCCCGUCCCCAACGCCCAAACCGUCAAGAAGCUCGAGGAAAUCGCUACAAACAAGCUCGCAGAAAUCAUAAGGCAAUACAAGUCAGGAAACAAGGCCUGGCAAGGCUACGACGAGGCCGAGAUCAUCGCGGCGCGGGAGCUGUUAGACAGAGACGGCAAGACGGAGCGGUGA